UCAGUACGCCGGCCGGAAUUAGCCAAGUUAGCCGAAACAAGUGUCAGAAAUCGCCCUGUCUUUAAAAUGUCUCACCCAGUACCAUCUGAAAAGCCUGCAAACUCCGAAAACCCUCGUGUCUUCUUUGAUGUAGACAUUGGCGGAGAAAGAGCUGGCCGACUUGUUCUGGAGCUUUUUGCUGAUAUCGUCCCCAAAACUGCUGAAAACUUCCGGGCGCUCUGCACUGGAGAGAAAGGCAUCGGCAAAUCAACCGGGAAGCCUCUGCACUUCAAAGGAUGCCCCUUCCACAGAAUCAUCAAGAAAUUCAUGAUCCAAGGAGGUGACUUCUCCAACCAGAAUGGCACCGGGGGAGAGAGCAUCUACGGAGAGAAGUUUGAGGAUGAAAACUUCCACUACAUUCAUGACAAACCGGGUCUGCUCAGCAUGGCCAACUCCGGGCCGGACACCAACGGCUCUCAGUUCUUCAUCACCACCGUGGCCACUCCUCACUUAGAUGGGAAGCAUGUCGUCUUCGGACAGGUGCUAAAAGGGAUGGGAAUAGUCAAACUGCUGGAGUCCCUCGACACCACGGAGGACGCCCCUGAAAAGCCGUGCGUGAUUGGAGACUGCGGCGAGCAUAAGGAGGGGGACAGCUGGGGCGCGGAGUCAAGCGACGGAUCAGGAGACACCCACCCUGAAUUCCCAGAGGACUCCGACGUUGACUUUAAAGAUGUGGACAAAGUUCUGUUACUGGCUGAGGACGUUAAAAAUAUUGGAAACAACCUUUUCAAGAGUCAAGACUGGAAAGGUGCAAUCAACAAGUAUAGCAAAGCUCUCAGGUACAUGGAGGUGAGUGGAGAUCUGCUGGAGGCAGGGGUGCAGAAGAAGCUGCAGCCCACCGCCCUCAGCUGCUUCCUCAACACCGCCGCCUGCUAUCUGAAGAUGGAGCAGUGGCAGGAUGCUCAGGACAGCUGCAACGAGGCUCUCGGGCUGGACCAGGCGAGCACUAAGGCACUUUUCCGGAGGGCCCAGGCCUGGCAGGGGUUGAAGGAGAACAGCCAAGCCAUGAUUGAUCUGAAGAAAGCGCACGCAGUAGCUCCAGAAGACAAAGCUAUCAGCAAAGAGUUGAAGAGAGUUCAGCUGAUAAUCCAGCUGGAGAAGGAGAAGGAGAAGAAAAUCUAUGCCAAAAUGUUUGCGUAAAUACCUCGCCUAAUGCAAUGAAUUCUGUCUUUAGCAACGUUUAUCGAUAUUUGAAUUCAUGUGUGCGUGGGGAGCUGCACUCAGUCUGUCAGGAGGUGAAGUGUUUUCAGUUUGCAGGUCUGUUCAUGUUUUCAAGCUGCCACAUCUCAGCGUCUGUGUUGUUUUAAGGGAAUAACUGUUGUAAGCUUCGACCUGUCUUAAUACUGACACGUGUCCUCACUGUAAUGAAUAGUUUGAGCGUUAGUCUGAUGCAUGGCUGACUCCACUGCUCUGAAAAAGUGGGUUAACAUUUAUCACCAGCCCUUGUUCCAGGGGUUUGAAGUAGUUCAGCAAAGCAUUUACUGUAUAUGUUGUUUCGUUUCACGCUAAGGAUUUUUGAUACAGUGCCCUUAGCCACACAACCUACAUCAACCUGUCUUUAUUUAUGUUUUUUACAGAGAAUAAAACAAAAAGGACAACAAUCAAGUUCUUUAUUCGUUAGUGUGAUAUCAUCGAAUGAUUUUAUGUACAAUAUUGAGCAGAUCAAAUGCUGUCCAAAUAUUCCUGGAAUAAAUGCUGAAUAAACCUGAAUUUGA
Molecule: messenger RNA, 1754 nt
Organism: Trematomus bernacchii (emerald rockcod)
Lineage: Eukaryota; Metazoa; Chordata; Actinopteri; Perciformes; Nototheniidae
Gene: ppid
Product: peptidylprolyl isomerase D
Exons: 10
Coding region: 67-1179 (370 amino acids)
Biological process (GO): protein peptidyl-prolyl isomerization; protein folding
Molecular function (GO): protein binding; peptidyl-prolyl cis-trans isomerase activity
Source: RefSeq, a predicted model, not a curated record